Messenger RNA from Trypanosoma conorhini, 513 nucleotides. RefSeq lists its product as uncharacterized. Lineage: Eukaryota; Euglenozoa; Kinetoplastea; Trypanosomatida; Trypanosomatidae. The coding region runs from base 1 to 513 and encodes 170 amino acids. The transcript has a single exon. The record is from RefSeq and is a predicted model, not a curated record.
AUGGGCAAGCUGCAUCGUCGUAGUAUGCAUACGCCGGUACGCAUACUGGUGGGGGUGGGGCGUCCACACCCAGAGGAACCGCCUCAGUACCAUUUUCUCGGCUACCUUACUGAUAAUGGAAGUAAGGCUGAUGGGACGGUACGACUCCAACCGUUCAGGCGACUUACUAGGUUUCAGGAGUGGGACGAUGGUCGCUCGUCGCCACUCGGCCGGGAUGAUUCCUGUCGUCCAACUGUGAUUUAUGCAUCGAAGAAGAAAUCGGAGACCCUUCGACGACAAAUGUCGCAGUGCCUCACUGUGGACUUCGUCCGGUCCGGGGGCCUUGCCAAACGGUGUACUACGCAGCGCAGCAAGCAGUUCCGGUUCGCUAAAAGGGGCAUCGAGAGGGGAGGGGGGAGAGCCUAUCGUAGAAGGGGCGGCAGACUCGCUGGUGUUCUGCAGAUUCAGGGAGAGAAUUCCGACCGGCUUCGCACUUCAGAAUGUGUCGCAACGGCCCAGCCUCGGCGACCAUAG